Messenger RNA from Paramacrobiotus metropolitanus, 1678 nucleotides. Its product is annotated as BTB/POZ domain-containing protein 1-like. The coding region runs from base 95 to 1327 and encodes 410 amino acids. Gene Ontology annotation, biological process: neurogenesis. Gene Ontology annotation, molecular function: protein binding. The transcript has 10 exons. Gene Ontology annotation, cellular component: cytosol. Lineage: Eukaryota; Metazoa; Tardigrada; Eutardigrada; Parachela; Macrobiotidae. The record is from RefSeq and is a predicted model, not a curated record.
UGCUUUUUUGCCUUUUUCGUUCGAACUUUGUCCAAGAGGAUUGUGAGUCUGCGCUCGUAAAAUCCCGGCAGUAUCACUUAUUAAUGUCUGAAGCAUGUCUAAAAGUUCAGCAGAAUCCUCCAAGCAGGAUAACCGCGGUGACAUCGGGAAGAUCGCGGAGUGUCUGAGACACAUGCUAGCCUGUGGCGAAUCGAGCGAUGUACAGUUCGCAGCGGGACGUCAAUAUGGCGCAGUGCAGAUGUUUUCUGCUCACAGACUCAUCAUGGGAGCCCGUAGUUUUGUGUUCCACACCAUGUUCUACGGAAGCAUACCAGAGGACUGCUCAGUUCCCCUUGAUAUUCCCGAUAUCCAUCCUGACGCCUUCGCUAAUAUGCUGAGCUUCAUCUACACGGACACCGUGGAGAAUCUCAACAGCGAUAACGUGUUCCACACACUGAGUUGCGCUGACAAAUAUGAUUUGUCAUCGCUGGUUGGUCUGUGCACCCGCUUUAUCGUGAACGGCCUCAACAUGGACAGCUGUCUAGAAAUUUUGGAGAAGGCUAACCGUCAUACAUGCGAAUCGCCCAGUGUCACGGAAGAGUGUUUGCGUCUGAUUGAUGAAUCCAGGGAGCAUGUCUGGCAAUCCGAUUAUUUCUCUGCCAUCAGACAGGAGACGUUACUGAUGAUUCUCCAACGAGAGACGUUAGCCGCCGAAGAGCAGAUCAUCUAUUCGUCUGUUGAAAAGUGGGCUGUGAACGCGUGCAUUCAGAAUUCUCGGGAUGCGUCUGCCGUUAAUCGGCGUGCAAUGCUGGGCCCGGCACUGUAUCUCGUCCGCUUCCCACUUUUAACCAAUGAGCAGCUGAUGGCUGGCCCAGCUAAGACUGGUUUGUUACUGCAGUCGGAGCUAUGGGACAUCUUCCGCUACAAGCAUGACACCGUAAAGCCACCGAUUCCAUUCAUUGGGGAGCCCCGACAAAUACAUGCCAUUUACUAUACGAUUCCGGAUGUGAGGUUGCUGCCGGAGAACACUAUGUACAGUAAUCCUGUAACCAUCCGAAAGCUGCAAUGGAAGAUAAGGAUUAAGAAAAAUGACGAUGACUCAACCUUUCUCGGCUUCUAUCUGCGUUGUGAUUAUUACCCGAAAUCGACUCCGUGGACGUGCCGGGUUAGGGCAGAGCUACGUCUGCUGCCAUGGAAAGCGGGAACUGCACCUGUCAAGAGAGGUACUCUGAACCUUUCUAGAGAUUUGCCAUCAGUACAGCAAUCAGGACCAUAUUUUGGGAUUCCCGAAAUAUAUCUCUAUGAAGGAAUUACUGGACCCCACGAAAGGCUACGUCAGCCCUAUUGAUUUCUCCGUGAGACUGCAAAUCCGAGUGGCUGUUGAACCUCCCUCUGGAAUUUAGUGAUACAGUGUGCGUUGGUGUCGAGGAAAUGUGGCGCAUUUAAUGGAUAAAAAAUUGUCUUUGGUUUUAACGAUAAGUUUGUAGUUUACUCGUACGUACAUUGAAUACAGUUUAUGUAUGCGAUCUAACGCAGACUUUUGCCAGAUCCCUUUUUUGAAGUUUGACCGUUUACAUUGAAUAAUGCUGUAGUUUAUUUAUCCGAUCCGACGCAGACUUGUUUCUGUUAACAAAUCGAAAGGAGCCCUUUUUUGAAGUUUGAAAUUGCAUAUUAAAACAUUAAAACAAGAAUUUUACAA